This is a messenger RNA of Serendipita indica DSM 11827, 297 nucleotides long. NCBI's taxonomy places the organism in Eukaryota, Fungi, Basidiomycota, Agaricomycetes, Sebacinales, Serendipitaceae. The record is from the annotation of a GenBank genome assembly.
AUGUCGUGGACUCUUCCAGGCCAAGACGGUAUAUGGCCCAUUUUGGAUGAUUGUGGUACCACGCUCCAAACGCUUGACGGUCUUGCUCUCAAGGAUAGGCUGCAACUCUAUCACGUGCAAACGCCAUGUCUGAUUGGAGACUUCGUCUGGAGAUGGCUGGAUGGGGGCGACAAGUGGAAGGAACUCAUACAGAUGGAAAAGGAGAUGGAUGCCCACAUCCAGCCUUGCCUCUGCUUUGUCCUUUUCGCCCUCGUCGUCGUUGCGCUGGAGCACCAGCGCACACACAGCGUCCUAUGA